GGCUGGUGGGUGCGGCUGCGGCCACUUCCUGCUCCUCUGCCGGCUGUGCAGUCUCCGGAGGGUCGGCUGCCUCCCGCCCGCAGACUCCAGUCCCUCGGGCUGGUCCCCAUCCUGCCCUCCGGCGGCCUGCAGGGGGCACUGCCUCCCGCUUCCCUGCACCGAUGCCUCCGGGUGGGGAGUCCGCCAGGAGGUGCUGAGGGCAUCGCUCACCUGAGGGCCCUGGGCCAUCACCUGCCCGCCGCCCCCAGACAUCCGGCCGGUGGGCGUGACGGGCGGUCCAACGAGUCAGACCGGAACCCGAGGGCGUGACUCCGCCUCGGGGUACCUCCCACGGGGCGGGGCGCUCGGUGUCCCUUGGCCACUGGGCCAGGGACGGGUCAAAGCUGACCUGCCGGCCGAGGGAGGAGGCUCCGCAGGCCCGGUCCGGAUGCCCUGCCCCAGGCCGCCCUGGCUGCGCCGCCCGCGGGUCUCGCCGGGCUCCGGCCCCAGCUCCCCGGGCGCGCUCUCCGCGCCCCGGUCCCCGGACCAGGGCGAGACCGAGGACGAGGAGGAGGACGGGGAUGGCGGCGCGAGCCCGGGCGCGUCCCCCAUCCUGCCGCCCGCGUCCCCCGUCGAGUGCCUCAUCUGCGUGUCGCCCUUCGACGGCGCCUUCAAGCUGCCCAAGCGCCUGGACUGUGGCCACGUCUUCUGCCUCGAGUGCCUGGCGCGCCUGUCGCUGGCCACGGCGGGCGGCGGCGAGGCGGUGGCCUGCCCGGUGUGCCGCGCUCCCACGCGCCUGGCCCCGCGCGGGGGGCUGCCCGCGCUGCCCACGCAGGUCGGCCUGCUGCCCAGCGAGGCCCGCGCCCCGCCCGCGCGCCAGGGCUCCGUGCGCUUCGACCGGCGCCGCGGGCUCCUCUACCUGCGCCCGCCGUCCGCGCCCGGGCCCCGCAAGACCCGCGCCGCGCGCCCGCCGCCCCCGCCGCCGCCGCCGCUGCGCCUCGGCCGCCCGCUGUCGCGCCGCCUGACCCUGGACAGCCCCACCUGGGCCUUCAACGCCGCCGUGGCGCUCGCCGCGCUCGUGGCCGCCGGCCUGGUGGUCUCCGGCGUCUACAUCUUCUUCCUCAUCCCGCGCGCCGCCCCCGCGCGGCCGCAGUUCGUGGCGUUCGCCCCCGCGCCCGGCUUCUCCUGGCUCCCCGCGCGGCCCGAGCCCGGGGCGCCCUGGACCCCCGCCUGGACGCCGGGCCCCACCGGCCGUGACCUGGACGCCACGCUGCCCGGGGCCGCGGAGGACACGCCGGAGCCCCCCGGGGACCCAGAGGACCCGGCGGAGGCGGAGGGAGUGCGGGACCGCGCGUGGGAAGGCGAGGGCGGCCCCGGCUGGGUUCGGGGCAGGAGGCGGGUGUGGGGGGCGCGGUAGACGCGCCUCCGGCAGAUCCGGGCUCCUGUCCCGGGCACCUCGCGUCCUCCCGGGGGCCCUGCCAGCCCCUCGCCCCCGCCCCUCCCGGCGCCGCAGGGAUCAUGUCUCCAGAGCGAGGCCUGGUGGGGUCACCGCCACCGGACACAGCGCCCCAGGAAGUAACCCCGACCCCCGCGGGCAUCCAGCGGGGGGCGCCCGGACCCCAUCUUUACAAAGACCCAGCGGGCCCUGGCGGCUCGGCUCAGUGGACAGAGCCUGGGCGCGCGGACUGCAGGGACCCGCGUUUGACUCUGGUCAGCGGUCCAGGGCGCGCACCUGGUGUGCAGGCUCCUGUCGGGGUGCCCCCCGGGGCGUGUGCAGGAGGCCCAACCAGUUCCAUGUUUCUCUCUCUUUCCCUCUCCCUGCUGCUCUCUAAAAACCAAUGGAAACGUCUCCUCAGGAGAAGCUUAAAAUAAAAGACUGCUGAGAGGCGCCCUAAGUGGGCUACCUGGUCCGUAUCCCUGUGGGACGCCCCUUGCAGGGGGCCUGCCAGUGGCACCCCAACCCUGAUCCUCAC
Myotis myotis is the source of this 1952-nucleotide messenger RNA. It is a transcript of the gene RNF225, whose product is annotated as ring finger protein 225. Gene Ontology annotation, biological process: protein ubiquitination. Gene Ontology annotation, molecular function: ubiquitin protein ligase activity. The transcript has 2 exons. Lineage: Eukaryota; Metazoa; Chordata; Mammalia; Chiroptera; Vespertilionidae. Bases 428 to 1396 code for a protein of 322 amino acids. The record is from RefSeq and is a predicted model, not a curated record.